AUGACGAAGAUGGAAGAGCAUUUGGAGGGACUCCUCAACAUCUUCCACCAGCACUCAGUGCGGCUGGGGCAUGUUGACACCCUUACUAAGGGUGAGAUGAGGCAGCUGAUCCCAAAGGAACUUCCAAAUACCCUCAAGAACACUAAAAAUCCAAGUGCCAAUGACAAAAUAUUCCAAGAGCUGGAUACUGAUCGAGAUGGACAGAUCGACUUUAGGGAGUUCAUUGCUGUAGUGGCCAGAUUGAUGGUGAAUGCCCACGACAGUAUUCACAAGGAGUAGAAAGUUCUCCUAGGAUUUCUCUCCCAGAAGUUCUUUUCCCCCCAGAGGUCCU
This is a messenger RNA of Echinops telfairi (small Madagascar hedgehog), 331 nucleotides long. RefSeq names its product S100 calcium binding protein A12 (gene S100A12). The record is from RefSeq and is a predicted model, not a curated record. Gene Ontology annotation, cellular component: extracellular exosome; cytoplasm. Gene Ontology annotation, molecular function: calcium ion binding; RAGE receptor binding. Lineage: Eukaryota; Metazoa; Chordata; Mammalia; Afrosoricida; Tenrecidae. Bases 1 to 279 code for a protein of 92 amino acids. Gene Ontology annotation, biological process: positive regulation of canonical NF-kappaB signal transduction; endothelial cell migration; antimicrobial humoral immune response mediated by antimicrobial peptide. The transcript is spliced from 2 exons.